Molecule: messenger RNA, 825 nt
Organism: Eufriesea mexicana
Lineage: Eukaryota; Metazoa; Arthropoda; Insecta; Hymenoptera; Apidae
Product: sperm-associated antigen 7 homolog
Exons: 5
Coding region: 77-778 (233 amino acids)
Molecular function (GO): nucleic acid binding
Source: RefSeq, a predicted model, not a curated record
AUAGUCUAAAACUUUCUUGUCUCUUGUCUCUUGUCUUUUACGUGCAAACUUAUUCAAGUUUCUUGAAAAUAAAAUCAUGGAUCUAUUAGGAUCUAUCCUAAACUCAAUGGAUAAGCCUCCUACGAUUAGUGAUAAACAAAAGGCGUUGAUGAAAAAGCAAAAAGAGGAGUAUCAGAAGCAUCAAAAAGCUGAAGCAGAAAGAUUAAAAAUUUUCCGAGAAAAGGUAGAAAAAAAAAUUAAUAAAUUUCUUCAAGAUGAUGAUGCAAAAGAAUACAAAUUUCCCCCAAUGGAUCAAAUUUAUCGGAGUAUAAUACAUGAUGUUGCUGAAGUGGCAAAUAUAUGGGCAUAUUCAUUUGGUGAAGAGGGUAUUGAUCGUCAUAUUGUGAUUUUUAAAAGAGAAUAUGCUCCAUCUGAAGAUCAAUUAAAUGCAUUACGUAGAGGAGAAGAAUGGAAUGAAGAAAUAGCAAGGAGAUUAGUAGAAGAAAGGGAAAGACGAGCUAAAGAAGAGCAAGAAGCUGCUAUUAAAUCUAAAAAACGGAAAGAUAAUUUUGUACCAAACAAUUAUUACAAAGAUAAGUACCAACAUCUAAUUGGAAAGGAAGCUGCUUUAGAAGCAGCUAGAAAAACAGAAGCUAAUAGUAGUUAUGGCUGUGUCCCUAGUGAAAAUAAAAAAGAUCAACGAAGUAUAGAGCAAACAUUAGCAGAUAUACGAGCUAAGAAAAGAAAAUUAGAAAUAAGUGUCGAAGAGUCAAAACAUAACAACAAAAGUGCAAAAUAAAAUAAAAAUUAUCCAGAGUGAUGUAAAAUAUUUAAUAUUUGUUUAAU